UUGCCAAGAUCUACUGUGUCUAACAAAUAUGUCUGUUUGAUUGAUUGUAAUAUGUAAUGGAUAUUUAGCACAUUUUGUUGUAGAUUCUAUACUUUCAAGACUUUGUUACAUGUUAUGGUCAUUCUCACAUUUCCAAUGUACUGUGAUUAUGGUGUCAUUUUUGGACUCCUUAGUUUUUUACUUCCUCUGUCCGUUAGUUCCAGCACAAGUCAUGGAUGCCGUCAACCGGAGUGCUGUGCCAGGACAACUGCUUACACCAAAUUCCUGUAAGACAUGCACCAAAAUCUUUGACCUUGUGAAAGACCUGCUUUCGGAUGCUGAAGUGCAGGGCACGGCUAAGAGUGACAUGAACGGCGUGUGUGAGGCGCUGCUCAGUCCUGGACCGGUGAAACUCUGCAAGCAGAUAGUGGACAAACACCUCCCCAUGGGCUUCGCCAUCGCUGACACAAGCAUAAAACCAGGCCAUGUUUGUUCUGUUAUUGGGUUCUGUGUUGACGCAGAAGGUGAACGGCCGCGUCUGAUGGCACAACUUCAAACUGCCUUCAAACCACCAUAUUUUGGGGAUACCUUUGGGGCCCAGUGUCUGAUCUGUACCCACUUCAUUGAAACUGUGAAAGGACUCCUGCCCAAAGACGAACUCGAGGACGUUCUUAACCUGGUGCUGGGCCAGGGGUGUAACUUGCUUCCUAACACCCUUAAGGUCGAAUGUGAGAAAUCCAUCAACCUAGCCACCAAGACAGUGAUUGAGCUGGUCAUGUCCUUCAUCUCCCCUGACACCAUCUGCAGCCUCCUCCUCCUCUGCACAGACAGCUCUGUGGAGUUACCCAUCACGGAGGCAGCAUGGAUAUAGUGAAGAUGGUUUCAAAAGGACAACACUUCAGUUUUCAGGCCCUUUCCUUUUCGCAUCCUCCCCUAUGUCAGUGAUGGUGGCAUGGCAUGGAUCUCUACACAAGUGCUGACGUGAUAAUAGUGUGUGGUAUGA
Messenger RNA from Clupea harengus (Atlantic herring), 982 nucleotides. Its product is annotated as prosaposin-like. Gene Ontology annotation, biological process: sphingolipid metabolic process. The record is from RefSeq and is a predicted model, not a curated record. Lineage: Eukaryota; Metazoa; Chordata; Actinopteri; Clupeiformes; Clupeidae. Gene Ontology annotation, cellular component: lysosome.